Molecule: messenger RNA, 2848 nt
Organism: Epinephelus fuscoguttatus (brown-marbled grouper)
Lineage: Eukaryota; Metazoa; Chordata; Actinopteri; Perciformes; Serranidae
Product: F-box/LRR-repeat protein 14-like
Exons: 1
Coding region: 796-2007 (403 amino acids)
Biological process (GO): SCF-dependent proteasomal ubiquitin-dependent protein catabolic process
Cellular component (GO): SCF ubiquitin ligase complex
Molecular function (GO): protein binding
Source: RefSeq, a predicted model, not a curated record
UCACACAGCAUUUAAUACUGUAUUGUCACAGUCUUUUCUUGCUGAUGUACGCUACAGUAUUUUACUACCGCAAUAUAUUGAUAAUGCUAAUACUGAUACAGCUGUGUAAUGGAGCCAACAGUAAUAGUAGCGAUACCCAUCACCGCCACUAGGGGCCGCUGGCCGCUGGCUAACUCGCUGUAAGCUAACAGAGCUGGUUUAUUCAUUGUAGCGAUCCGGGAUGCUCCGACGCUGCUGGAAAUGCCUCAGAAGGUAAAGGAGCCUGGCAGUUACCUUUGUACGAGCAAAAAGCUUUGUGGAUAAAAGUUUCUGCAAACUAAGAAGUUCUUGGAUACGCUUUGUGGUGAGCCUGAGGAACUGAGAGACUGUUUUGGACCGCUUGGACGGGGAUGUUGUUCAGCUCCUCACAAGUUUAGACAGCUAACGCUACGCCGAAUUUUGCUAACGUUAGCGCAACAGCGUUAGCCUAGCCUGCUAGGUAAAUAUUACGGCUGCCUCUCGGAGUUUGCUGCAUCGUGUCCACGUUGUCAACGUAAGAACUGUGCCGUUAGUAGUCAUUUUUUAUCACAAUUUUAUUGAAUAUAACAGCAAGCUUUGCUCCCACGAGAUGGGUGGGUUUUUGUUACGUUACACACAAAGCUAACUGGCUAAGUUAGCCUGUUCGCGUGCUAGCUGACAUUAGCUAACGUUGCCGAGCCAGCCAGCAACUUCGGCUGGAGAGUUUCGGCGAGCUAACCACGACAGUGUUGUCGCCCACAGUCAACCUCUGCUGCUAGAAGCAGUCAAGCUGCAGUCAUGUUUGAGAUGGAGACACAUAUAUCGUGCCUUUUCCCGGAGAUCCUGGCCAUUAUUUUCAGUUAUCUGGACGUUAAAGACAAAGGAAGAGUAGCCCAAGUGUGCGCGGCCUGGAGGGACGCGUCCUACCACAAGUCGGUGUGGAGGGGGGUGGAAGCCAAGCUCCAUCUGCGGCGAGCUAACCCGUCUCUGUUCCCCAGUCUGCAGACCAGGGGGAUCAAAAAAGUUCAGAUUCUCAGCCUGAGGCGAAGUCUGAGCUACGUGAUCCAAGGUAUGCCGCACAUUGAAAGCCUUAACCUGUGUGGAUGUUUCAACCUCACAGACAACGGACUCGGACAUGCCUUUGUGCAGGACAUCCCAUCCCUGCGGGUGCUGAACCUCAGCCUUUGUAAACAGAUCACUGACUCCAGCCUGGGUAAGAUCGCCCAGUACCUCAAAAACCUGGAGGUGCUUGAACUCGGGGGGUGCAGCAAUAUCACAAACACCGGCCUGUUGCUCGUUGCCUGGGGCUUGCACAGACUCAAGAGUCUUAACCUGCGCAGCUGCAGGCAUGUGUCCGAUGUGGGCAUUGGUCACUUGUCUGGCAUGACCCGCAGCGCAGCAGAGGGCUGCCUGUGCCUGGAGAAGUUAACCUUGCAGGACUGUCAGAAGCUGACGGACCUGUCUCUCAAACAUGUCUCAAAGGGUCUAAACAAGCUCAAAGUGCUCAACCUCAGCUUCUGCGGAGGGAUAUCAGAUGCAGGGAUGAUCCACCUGUCUCACAUGACCCACCUGUGCAGCCUGAACCUGCGGUCCUGUGAUAACAUCAGUGACACAGGAAUAAUGCAUCUGGCCAUGGGCUCCCUCCGGCUGACUGGACUUGAUGUCUCCUUCUGUGACAAGAUUGGAGACCAGAGCCUGGCUUACAUCGCCCAGGGGCUGUACCAGCUCAAGUCCCUCUCUCUCUGCUCUUGCCACAUCAGUGAUGAUGGCAUCAACAGGAUGGUACGCCAGAUGCACGAACUCAAGACCCUCAACAUUGGACAGUGUGUGAGGAUCACAGACAAAGGGUUGGAGUUGAUAGCCGACCACCUGACCCAGCUGACAGGGAUCGAUCUGUACGGUUGUACGAAGAUCACCAAGAGGGGCCUGGAGAGGAUAACACAGCUCCCGUGCCUUAAAGUGUUGAACCUGGGACUGUGGCAGAUGACAGAGAGCGAGAGAGUGAGGUGAAAUCUCUCCUCUGUGGUGUACAUGUGUGUCAUUGUGUAUAGUGCUCAGUUGUGAACUGAGGAGGACUGCCUGUAUCCAUUCUUAAUUUUACCUUCUAUACUGUGACUAAAAACAAGAAGAGGGACUCGGCAUUGAUCACUGGAAUAUUGUUCACCUGCGCUGCAAUACUCCACUCUUAGUUUCCGUCUUGUGCUCUCUUUUCAUGAUGUGCAUUGUUUAAUCUCAGCCUGUGUACAGUUCUUACUAUCUAGCUACCUCACCCAUCGAACACAGGAGUGCCUACUAUCGCGGAAUACUAGAUUACAUUGCAUAUUUUUGUGACUCACACACCAGUGGAGAUUUUGAUAUUUUAAAAACUCUCAUUGCAGAAGAAUAGCUAGGCAUUUUAACUCUUAACAGAAAGGCUGGAGUACCUUGGAUUGAAGUUUUGAUAGAAUAUUUUGUUUUGUUUUGGCUGAUGUAUUUUUUACUUGUGUAACCAAUAUUUUUUUUUUGUAUUGAAUGACUGUUGACAAAAUUGUACUUCAAAUUGAAGUGGGUGGAUCACUCCUGUCCGUCUUUGUUUACCUAUGUAUAGUUGGCUAUGUUUCAUAUUCCUGAGGAAAUACGUAUGUAUCAGAUGUUCCAGUAUGCUACUCUGUCAAAGGUUUAACAACACAACUACAGUAAGGCGUAGUAAUUAACAGCUGCCAAGGCUAUAUGCAAUACCCUAAAACUGUUUAAUCAGUGGUUUUUCUCCUGAGGAGCUUCCAAUGAUAGUGUCAGAGUAUUUGUUUAAAAAAGCAGUAAUUUAAGAUUGUUUUAUAUUCAUACAGUAGUGAUAUUUAUGAAUAAAGAUGGC